AUGAAAGGACGCAUUAAUUUAGCAAAAGAAGAAAGGAAAUCUAAGUACACCAAAUCAGCGCAGUUGUCCUCACUUCUACCCAAUUACCUUUCAACGUUAAUUUCAUCUAUCCUAUACGAAGUAGAAGGAGAUGCCCCCCGCAAGCCCGGCAAGAAGGGGACCAUCAGCUAUACAGAAGAAGAAGAAGAAUCAACGAUGCCGAAACCUAGCGAACCGUCCGAUGACCAGCUGGAGAAUUUUAAAAAAGGAUGCCCGAAGGCGAAAGUGAUCACGAUGUCGAACGGGGCACCAAUUCAUGACAAAAACAAUUCUCUCACGGUUGGACCACGCGGCCCUUUGCUAAUGCAAGAUGUAGUUUUUAUGGAUGAAAUGGCUCACUUUGAUAGGGAACGUAUCCCGGAGCGAGUUCAUUUUUCAGGUGGUGAAGCCGGUUCAGCCGAUACUGCUCGUGAUCCACGUGGGUUUGCUGUAAAAUUCUAUACAGAGGAAGGAAACUGGGAUUUGGUAGGUUUUUCUUUGGAGUUUAUCUCUAUAAUGGUGAUGUUUCUGAUGUCGGAUCGUGGUACUCCCGACGGCUUCCGUCACAUGAAUGGCUAUGGGUCACAUACAUUUAAAAUGGUUAAUGCUGAUGGAAAAGCAGUAUACUGCAAAUUCCACUUUAAGGUAAUUCGACAUUCAGUUAACCCCUUGUCAAAACAGCUGUCUACAAUUUAUUAU
Messenger RNA from Strongylus vulgaris, 717 nucleotides. Lineage: Eukaryota; Metazoa; Nematoda; Chromadorea; Rhabditida; Strongylidae. The record is from the annotation of a GenBank genome assembly.